GCGGGGCCAUGUCGUUCGCCAUGCUGCGCUCGGCCCCCGGCCGGUUCCUGUACCCCGAGAUCAGCAUGCUGUCGGAGGACGAGGAGAACGGGAGCGAGAGCUCGGGCUCUGAGGAGAAGCCGUACCCCCUGGAUGCCAGCGGGUACGGACUCAAAAGCGGCAAGCGCGGGCACGGGAAGAAGGCCCACCGCGUCAGCCGGGAGCCCCGGCAGCGCCACACAGCCAACGCGCGGGAGCGCGACCGCACCAACAGCGUCAACACGGCCUUCAGCGCGCUGCGGACGCUCAUCCCCACCGAGCCGGCCGACAGGAAACUCUCCAAGAUCGAGACCCUCCGCCUGGCCUCCAGCUACAUCUCGCACCUGGGCAACGUCCUCCUGGUCGGGGAAGCGUGCGGGGACGGGCAGCCCUGCCACUCUACCCCCGCCUUCUUCCACCACGGCGGCGCCGGCAACAACAAAAGCAGCGGCAGCAGCCCGCCCACCCAGGAGAGCGAAGGCUCCCAACCCAAGCAGAUCUGCACUUUCUGCCUCAGCAACCAGAGGAAGCUGAGUAAAGACCGAGAAAGGAAGACAGCCAUUCGGAGUUAGGUGCCUAUGGAACCAGGAUGGCGGCGUUGGCGGCGUUGGCAGCAG
Candoia aspera is the source of this 635-nucleotide messenger RNA. RefSeq names its product scleraxis bHLH transcription factor (gene SCX). Bases 9 to 590 code for a protein of 193 amino acids. Gene Ontology annotation, biological process: developmental process; regulation of transcription by RNA polymerase II. NCBI's taxonomy places the organism in Eukaryota, Metazoa, Chordata, Lepidosauria, Squamata, Candoiidae. The record is from RefSeq and is a predicted model, not a curated record. The transcript is spliced from 2 exons. Gene Ontology annotation, molecular function: RNA polymerase II transcription regulatory region sequence-specific DNA binding; DNA-binding transcription factor activity, RNA polymerase II-specific; protein dimerization activity.